This is a messenger RNA of Pichia kudriavzevii, 1620 nucleotides long. RefSeq lists its product as uncharacterized. NCBI's taxonomy places the organism in Eukaryota, Fungi, Ascomycota, Pichiomycetes, Pichiales, Pichiaceae. The transcript has a single exon. The record is from RefSeq and is a predicted model, not a curated record. The coding region runs from base 1 to 1620 and encodes 539 amino acids. Gene Ontology annotation, molecular function: asparagine synthase (glutamine-hydrolyzing) activity.
AUGUGUGGCAUUUUGUUGCAUUUUCAAAAGCAAGGAAACUUUAAGGAUUCUGCAGUUUUUGGCUCUGACCGUGUUUUUAAAUCUUUGAUUCCAAUUAUACGAGAAAGAGGAGGUGAUCAUGAAAACUAUAUGACUUAUGAACACACGGAGAUCUACUCUUCUGUCCUUUCACUUCGCCAACCAAUAGCAAGACAACCCAUCAGUGACGAGAGGUUUGUUAUACAGUUCAAUGGUGAAUUAUACAAUAAGGGGAUCACGAAGGGGAUGAAUGAUGUAGAGUAUCUGCAUGCCAAAUUAUCAAACGAUUAUAAAGGCAGGGUAAUUGAAACGAUUGGUCAUUUAGAGGGUGAAUUUGCCUACUCAAUCUAUGACAAAAUGGAAAGAAAAAUAUAUUUUGGUAAAGAUAUACUAGGCAGAAAAUCACUAUGCUUUUCCACCAAAGCGUGCGACGGACUUUAUAUCAGUACUUGCCCACCGUGGAACAGUGAAGAUCGAGUUAAUUUCAAUGAAUGUGAGAAGGCUAAAGUAUAUGUAUAUGACCUCGAAACUUGUGAGUUGGGCAAUAUUCCUUUUGACACGUCAUCAUUAUUACCUUGUUCUUAUAAAGUCUUGAAUAACGUCACUGACAAUGUGGAUCGCAAUAAACUUAUCAGUCAGUUGCAUGUUGAAUUAUCAAAAUCUGUUGAGAGACGCAUAUCGACCAUUUUCCCGCUAAAAGAAGCUUCAACUAAAAGCAAGUUUGCAAUUUUGUAUAGUGGCGGCAUAGAUUGCACCAUACUAGCCGGUAUAUGCGGAGAAAUUUGUCAGGAAAACACUAUAAUAGAUUUGUUGAAUGUUUCAUUUAGUAACCCAAGGGCCAAAUUAAGUUACGACGAAACACCUGAUCGAACUUUGGCAAUCAAAAAUUGUCAAAAACUAAACGAAAAGUAUAAUAAGGCUAAUAAGGUGUAUUUUAAUUUGGUAAAAGUGAACAUACCAUAUGAAAGUUACCAGAAGGCCAAAGAUCGUGUCAUUAAGUUGAUUUAUCCCAACGAUACUGAAAUGGACUUAUCUAUUGCUAUUGCCUUUUACUUUGCGUCUAGCGGAGUAAACAGUGAAGGACAGGACAGUGAAUGUAAAGUACUUCUCAGCGGUUUAGGAGCUGACGAAUUGUUUGGAGGUUAUACCAGACACGAAAGAAUCUUCACCGGAAUAAGCAACCAAGUCAAGAGAAAAUUGAAAAAUAAACCUGCCAAUGAUACAAACACCUAUGAUUUGAAUGAACUAAAUAAAGAGUUGAGAGAUGAACUACAAUGCGAUUUAGAUAGACUAUGGGAAAGAAAUCUCACUAGGGAUGAUAAAGUUAUUUGUAGCUGGAACAAGGAGGUAAGAUAUCCCUUUUUAGAUGAAUCAUUUGUGAAGUGGGUUACUACAGAAGGCGCAAUCCCAUUAAAUUGGAAACUGAAUUACAAAAAAGAAACGGGUGAAAUUACUAGGAAGAAAGCUCUUCGUGAGCUUGCUGAUUUAAUGGGUCUUCAUUUUGUUGCACAAGAACCGAAACGUGCCAUCCAAUUUGGCUCCAAAAGUGCAAAAAUGGAUAUUGGAUCAGGUAAAGUCAAGGGUACUGAUAAACUGGCUUAA